CAUCUUUAUUGACAGCGGAAGUGGUUCUUGAGAGGGAAGGAACAACACACGUGUAUUCCUCAAUCUGAAGGUUAAAUAAGCCGGUGGUCGGGUGUGUUUGUUGGCCGCUGAGAGUGGUCGUUUGGACGGUUCGAUUUUGGAGAGAGUACGGUCUGGAGCGGACACAACGCAGACAUGGACCCAGAGAAAGCACAGCAACUGGCGGCGGAACUAGAAGUGGAAAUGAUGGCUGAUAUGUACAAUCGGAUGACCAACGCGUGCCACAGGAAGUGCGUGCCCCCCCACUACAAGGAGGCAGAGCUGUCUAAAGGGGAGGCGGUCUGUCUGGACCGCUGUGUGGCCAAGUACCUGGAUCUACACGAGAGGCUGGGCCGCAAGCUCACCGAGCUCUCCGUUCAGGACGAGGAGAUGAUGAGGAAGAACGCUAUUGGACAAUAAUAUAUAUAUAUAUUUUUAGGGAAGGAUGGGGGUGGGUUAGUGCUAGGGUUACCAUGCUUUCUGUGCGGAGGGAUAGAGAGAGGGAGCGAUAGGGUAGGAUGGAGCGAUGGGGUGGGUUUAAUAAACGUAUGGCUCUUAUGGAGGGGAUGGAGUUGCCGUCCAGAGUGGGUUGGGUGUGUUUAAAGAGCAAGAUGCUUGAAAGGAAGGUUUGUGAUUACGGUGUGGAGCGGAAAUUGGGAUGGAUGAAGCCUGUUUUGUGUGAACAGUGGUUGUACUUGUGGUUUGAGCCAAGAUCUUUUUUUUUUACCACAGCAAAGACACUAAUGUGCAUAGUUAACUGUUUUCUGUUCAGCCAAUCAGUGCUCUCUCAGCAUUGUGUGUGUAGCCCUUUUUAGUUAUGUGGGCGUGUCAGAAGUGAUGAUGAAUUGAGAAAUCCCCCAAUAAUGUUUAACAAAAUGCUUUCAUUGUUCCAUAGUGCAGUAUUCUUCAAGCCAAACCAUUAGGAGAUGCUCCUUUCUGCUCUAGCCCUGGACUAAUACACCUGUCUCAAAUGAUGAAGGACACCCGUUGGGCUCAUAUCAGUGUCUCGGAGUAGGAGUGCUGAUCUAGGCUUUAUGAGUACGGGCCCUUGUCCCGUAGGAAUAGAUGGAGACACUGCUGUAGUCAAAACGAGGACCAUGCCUAUCUGACUGUCAUUUCUUUACAUUUUGAUCAGUCUCAGUUUGUUCAUUUGGCUUUGUAUUUUCUUCAUGUUGAAACUGUGCUAAUGUUGUACAAAGUUUUCUUUUGUGACAUUUUAAAAACCUUUUUUUGUUUUAAAUCUGAAUAAAUAUUGUUAUAGUAUAUAUUUUAGUUUUUAGUUAUACAUUCUACACUGUAUUUUCUUCACAGUAAUACAAUAACACUGUACUUAUAAUUAUGUUCCAAAUGGCACCCUUUUUCCUAUGUAGUGCACUAUUUUUGACCAGAGCACACUGGUCCUUGGUCAGAAGUAGUGCACUAUAUAGGGAAUAGGGUACCGUUUGGGAUGUAUUAGCCUUAUUCAAUGUUAAA
Messenger RNA from Oncorhynchus mykiss (rainbow trout), 1491 nucleotides. It is a transcript of the gene timm10, whose product is annotated as translocase of inner mitochondrial membrane 10 homolog (yeast). Lineage: Eukaryota; Metazoa; Chordata; Actinopteri; Salmoniformes; Salmonidae. The record is from RefSeq and is a predicted model, not a curated record. Gene Ontology annotation, cellular component: mitochondrial inner membrane. Gene Ontology annotation, biological process: protein insertion into mitochondrial inner membrane.